GUUAUCUCAUCCGCUGUCGUCUUUCCUCUUCCCCUGCUUCCGCCUCUGUUCCUCACUGUCCGCAAUUCACACUGAAUAAGCACGAAUUCGAAGUUGGAGGGCAAUGGCGUGUGUUGGUAUUGGGGCGGCCGCUUGUAGCAGUAGUACCAGUUGUAAUAUAGAUAGAAGAUGGAACAUGGCGUCGCUAAGAGCUGCUCUCCCUUCGAUGGUCUCUACCGCCUGCGCUCCUCCGACCCAGGUGACGCCCUUUCGAUUUCCGGUUGCGUCGUCGUCGGUAUCAUCUCCUAGGCCCAUCAUACCCCGCCACAAACCCCAAUUCCUCCGCUCAUUUACGGGUCUCUCUCCUGUGAACUCUCUCCUCUCGCUUGGUGGGUACUCUAGCUUCGAACAAGGUUUCACUGUUGUUGAAACUAGCGGUCGUUUUUAUGCUAUGAGACAUGGCAGGCGAGUGCCUAAACUCAACAGGCCUCCUGACCAGCGACGGGCUCUACUGCGAGGCCUGACAACACAGCUUCUUAAACAUGGCCGGAUUAAAACGACAAGAGCGAGGGCAAGUGCCAUGAGGAAGUAUGUUGACAAAAUGAUCACUCUGGCAAAGGAUGGUUCUCUUCAUAAGAGGCGACAGGCUCUUGGCUUUAUUUAUGAAAAGCAGAUUGUCCAUGCCUUAUUUGCUGAGGUCCAAGACAGGUAUGGGGAUAGAAAUGGUGGGUAUACAAGAAUCAUGAGGACACUGCCAAGGCGGGGGGACAAUGCACCCAUGGCAUAUAUUGAACUUGUCUAGUGCAUCUAUACCCACAUUUAUAUAAUGCGUUUGGCCGACCAUUAUUGAUGGAGUCUUUUAUGAUUUGAUUCUGAUUAACUGGUUUUCUUGUUCCGUCAGCCAUUAAGGUAGCGUAAUUAAGGAUUAAGCAUCCAAGCUGGUUAAUCCAAGUGGUGAAAAAGUGGGUAUUAUUUGAGAUAGUUGUGUAUGAAAGUUCCCCAGCCAGUAUCAAAACCCACAUGUCACUCUAACAUUCACCGACUAGUUUUUAGUGAGAUUCGUUUGCAGGUAGGGAUACCUAUGAAUGCAUCCACAAUGAGUUCUCACAGCUUAGUUACUGUCUUCUUCUUCUUCUUUUUCCAAUUGAGGAACACCAAAGUAUCCACAAGAGGGGAAUAUUUCCUGCGAUAAAAAGCAAUGGACUAUAAAAGGGUGAGUGGAGCAGGGGAAUAAAGAGGAAAUUGCCUUAUUCUCUUUGGCCGGUGAUCUGCAAUUCACUAAUUUUCCAAUGAGCGGAGAUUAGUGAAUGUCCUGCUUCUCAAGAAUCUUGCCUUUGUCUUUUUUCCUCUAUAGAAAAUGCCAAUGAAAAGCAGCAUCAUCGGAAAGUUUUGAAGGGACAAAACAGGGGGCAGGCCCCCUUUUCCAGUUUUUCCCUUCUUCUUUCUUCCGUUGGUUGGUGGGUAGACGGUGCCUGUCCCAUUGCUUUCCAGCCACGUCAAGGAUUCAAUGGUUCUUUCAUCUUUUUGUGGAGAGGAAUGAUUAUUGUGUCCCAUCAGGGUGUGCAUGUGCACUUGACUUGUAUGCCAAGCUUUCGUCGUGAGUUAUGCUUAAAUUUAGUUUUCAAUUGAACUUUGGAAAUGUUUCUUUCCUUGUAGUGGAAUUAGAUGUUUAACUAAUUUAUUUAAUAUAAUUAUAAAAAUUAAGAAAAUA
Messenger RNA from Malania oleifera, 1690 nucleotides. RefSeq names its product large ribosomal subunit protein bL17c. The record is from RefSeq and is a predicted model, not a curated record. Gene Ontology annotation, biological process: translation. Gene Ontology annotation, molecular function: structural constituent of ribosome. NCBI's taxonomy places the organism in Eukaryota, Viridiplantae, Streptophyta, Magnoliopsida, Santalales, Ximeniaceae. The transcript has 3 exons. Gene Ontology annotation, cellular component: ribosome; cytosolic large ribosomal subunit. Bases 104 to 781 code for a protein of 225 amino acids.